AUGAAGCCUGGGGCUGCCCUAGACUGCGUCGCUGCUGCUGCUGCAGCAGGGCAGCAGCAGCAGCUGCAGUACGUGCAACGAGCUGCUGCUCUGCUGCACCAGCAGGACUGUUUGCUGCUGCUCAGCAGAGGCCUCGACGCCGACGGGGUGCUGCUGCAGCUCCUGUCGCUGCUGCAGCAGAGAGACAAAAGCAAAAGUGGCAGCAGCAACAACGGCAGCAGCAGCAGCAGCGGCAGCUCCGAGCACCAGCAGGAGCAGCAGGAGCAGCAGCAAAACGGCGGCGGGGGCAUCUUCAGCUCUGUAUUCUCUGACGAACAAGAGGAAUGUGAGCAGCAGCAGCAGCAACAGCAGCAGCAGCAGCAGCAGCAGCAGCAGCAGCUGAGGCGGCCCUUAUAUAGCGCAGCCUGGCCGCGGCUGGUGCUGGUGCUGGGGCUUGCUGCUGCAGAGCAUGCAGCAGUGCAUGCGCUGCAGCAGCGGCAGCACCGUGAGCAGCGCCGUUUGCUGCAGGCUGCAGCAGCUGCUGCUGAGGUGCGUGCCCGCAGCAGCAGCACUGCAGCAGCAGCAGAAGCCGCAGCAGAAGAGCAUGCAGCGGCGCUGGCAGCCCUGGUUGAGCUGGAGAGGCAGCAGCGCGCAGAGGAGCUGCGCCUCGCCUGCAGCAGCAGCAGCAGCAGCAACGCAGCAGCAGCAGCAGUCACCACGUGGCAGCAGCGGCAGCAAAUGUACAUCGGCGGCGGCUGCUUCUGCUGCCCUGCUGCUGUUGCUGCUUCCGACCUUCUCACUGGCCGUUUGCCUCCAGAGGUUGUUGACUGCAUUGUCUUUGUACGUGCCGAACGCAUCAGCGGAGGGUUUCAUGAGGCCUUCGUCUGUCGGGUGUACAGACAGCGCAACAGAGUGGGAGGCCUGAAGGCGAUAAGUGAUAGGCCGCACCAUUUUGCUGCCAGCAGCAGCAGCAGCAGCUGCAGCAGCAGCAGCUGCAACCUCACGCAGACUCUCAAGCUGCUGCAGUUAAAAAAGGUCCAGCGCAUGAGCCGCAUGCAUAAGGAUGUAACAGAAAGCUUAGAGGGAGCCUCGCAGCCGCAGACUAGCGAAAUUUGCCUGCCGCCGUCUUCGCUGCAGCUAGAAAUUCAGCAAGCUUUGCUGCUGCUGCUGCAGCGGGGGCUGCAGCAGCUAAAGAAGUGCCGCCCCGGGCUGCUGCAGGACUGGGAGGUUUCUUGUCUUUUCAGGGGUCCGGCGCCUCCCCCACUGCCUGCUGAAGACCAGCAGCAGCAGCAGCAGCAGCAGCAGCAGCAGCUGCAGCAUAGGGUCCCGGUGGGGGGCUCUCUGAGAAGAGCCCUCAACUCCGUGUGGCACCAGCUAGACCCAAAGACAAAGGCGCUUGUGGCAGACUUGGGUGAGCUGCGGCGGCUGGUGUUUCUGCUGUGGCGGCUGAAUUGCGUUUCUUUUCUUUCUUAUUUGGAGUCUCUCCUCAGCAGCAAAACUAUUGACGAGGCCUGGGGCCACACCACGGAGCUGCAGGUCAUUUUAAGGAGAGCUAGGCAGAGGGUUUACACGACAAAGCGGGUCCCUGUAAGAGGUUCUGCUGCUGGUGGAGCAGCAACAGCAGGAGCUCCUGCUGCUGCUGCUGCCAGCUUCUCAGCAGGUUUCCCAUAUGGGGAAAACGGCAGCGCAGCGAAACAGCAGCGGACAGAUACUGCAGCAACGCCGGGACUCGGAGCAGCAGCAGCAGCAGCAGGACGGCAGCAGUAUGAAAGGAAAGCUGUACUCCACUUAGAGCCUCCUGCUGCUCUCGAGUGGCUGCAGCAAUUCGUGUGGAAUUGCCAAGUUGAUGACGACAUAUACCAGGCGCUGCUGCGAGAGCAGCGGCGCGCAGCCCCUGCUGCUUCUGCUGCUGCUGCUGCUGCUGCUUCUGUGGCUGAUGGGAACCAGCAGCAGCAGCAGCAAGGAAGUGACCGGACUGACGGGGGCAGCUCAGAAGCCGAGAUGCCGGGCUCUAUCUACAUCCGCAGCAGCGAGAGCAGCAGCAGCAGCAAGAGCAGCAACACCGACAGCGCAAGCAGCUCUGACAGCAGCGACAGCAGCAGCAGCAGCAGCAGCACAUUGCGAAACGCCACAUGCGCCGAAGAGCAGCAACCUGAUGAGGGAGCGCCAUCGGCGGCGGCUGCCGACGGGCCAGCAGCAGCAGCAGCAGCAGCAGCAGGUAAAGCAACUAACUCAGCUUAG
This is a messenger RNA of Eimeria tenella, 2220 nucleotides long. RefSeq lists its product as uncharacterized. The transcript has 5 exons. Lineage: Eukaryota; Apicomplexa; Conoidasida; Eucoccidiorida; Eimeriidae. Gene Ontology annotation, molecular function: single-stranded DNA endonuclease activity; single-stranded DNA binding; damaged DNA binding. The coding region runs from base 1 to 2220 and encodes 739 amino acids. Gene Ontology annotation, cellular component: nucleotide-excision repair factor 1 complex. The record is from RefSeq and is a predicted model, not a curated record. Gene Ontology annotation, biological process: double-strand break repair via homologous recombination; nucleotide-excision repair involved in interstrand cross-link repair; resolution of meiotic recombination intermediates.